Molecule: messenger RNA, 315 nt
Organism: Cooperia oncophora
Lineage: Eukaryota; Metazoa; Nematoda; Chromadorea; Rhabditida; Trichostrongylidae
Source: the annotation of a GenBank genome assembly
AUGAAAAAAUUCGGCAAAAAUGUAUACUAUGGCCCUGUACCAGAAGUAACUAGCACCAAGCCAAUCGAUCUCAGAAAGCGAAAGUAUGACUUCAUAAGUAAAUCAAUCGACGAGUGGCUUCUGCCAACGGAGAAUUAUCCCAUACAGGGUGAUGUCAGUUACAAGGAAAGUUUGUACGGUGACAGCAAAUUGUACACUUUCGCCAAUCUGGCCUAUGAUAAGAUUUACGAAGUCGGUUGCAAUUAUGAAGAAUGUGGCACUGGAAGUAACAUCCACGCUUCGCUUAUUUGUGUCUACAAUAAAAAGAGUUCCUGA